AAAAAUGGCGAAGCCCUGGGAUGUACAACAUAAAACAGAUCAUUUCUGGACAAAAUACGCUAUCAUUUUAACCAUUUGUGUCUACGAGGCAUUUGGACUGACAUGUUUCUGCAAUCCAUGCAAGGAUUCUGACACAAAUGGCACCUGUGAAGCCCAACCUCUGGGGGAAUGUUAUGCAUCAAUGCACCUGAUUAACAAUGGAUUUGAAAAUGUUGAAGUGCUACAAUGGGGAUGUUUGGCACCUGAAGAAGGAACACUGUUGCAGUGCCAGCCCUCAGUUGUUCCAUAUAAACAUGUAGCAAAAUGCUGUAAAGACAAAGACCACUGUAAUGAGAGGUUAAACCUUACAUUCACAGAGACAGGCACAGAGCUGGAUGUCACUACAAGAUCUGACAAUGGAACAUUUAACCAAAAGAAAAGGACAGAGAGCAUCACUCAUAUAAUUCUACUCUUUUCUGUGACCCUUUGUCUCUUCAUUCUCAUUGUUGCCAUAGCAGUCAUUUGCCUACGGAAUAAAAGACAACUGUUAAAGAAGAAGCAGCUGCAGAUAGACUCUGAGCAUGAAAAUUUCAUCCCUUCACAGUCUCUACAUAGUAUGAUAGAUGAAAGCUCUGGCAGUGGUUCUGGACUUCCACUCAUAGUUCAGAGAACUAUAGCCAAACAGAUCACCCUUGUUCGGAGUAUUGGGAAAGGCAGGUUUGGUGAGGUAUGGAAAGGCAAGUGGAGGGGGGAGAAUGUGGCAGUCAAAAUAUUUUUCACCACAGAGGAACAGAGCUGGUUCAGGGAAACUGAGUUGUACCAGACAGUCUUGCUAAGGCAUGACAAUAUCCUGGGAUUCAUUGCAGCAGAUAUCAAAGGCACAGGUUCCUGGACACAACUGUACCUGAUCACAGACUACCAUGAGAACGGCUCACUGUAUGAUUACCUUCAGGCUCACGCCCUGGACACCUCAGAGAUGCUCAUCCUGGCACAUUCAGCAGCUUGUGGCAUAUCACACCUUCAUGUCGAAAUCUUUGGCACCAGAGGUAAACCAGCUAUAGCACACAGGGACAUCAAAAGUAAAAACAUUCUUGUGCGCAGAAAUGGGACCUGUUGUAUUGCUGAUCUGGGGUUGGCUGUACGAUAUGUCAGUGAAACUAACGAAGUUGACAUUGCAUCCAACACCCGGUGUGGCACCAAAAGAUACAUGGCCCCUGAGGUUUUAGAGGAGAAUCUAAACAAAAACCACUUUGACUCCUACAAGCAGGCAGACAUGUAUUCCUUUGGUCUGGUCCUGUGGGAAAUUGCCAGGCGAUGUGUUAUUGGAGGUAUUGUACAUGAGGCCCAGCUUCCCUAUUAUGAGUUUGUUCCAAAUGAUCCCAGCAUAGACGACAUGAGAAAAGUUGUUAGCAUUGAGAAAAUUCGACCAACAAUUCCAAAGCAAUGGGAAAGUGAUGAGUACCUAAAAGUGAUGUCCAGACUAAUGGGUGAGUGUUGGAACCCCAGCCCAGCGGCCAGACUGACCUGCUUAAGGAUCAAGAAAACACUGGGCAAGUUGGUGGAGGCAGUCGAAUCUACCCCAAAAUAAGUUUCUAGCAGCAGAGGUGUAGGGCCACAUGUGGCGCUGGGUGGUGUGGCCACAUAAGGGGCACGAUGGUGUGGUAUUGCAGUUUUCCACCAGCUAACCUGGAAGUGCUGAGUACUAUGUUGACCAAAUAUAGCAUUUAACUUGAACUUCUGACAGUCUUAACUGGCAAACUUUAGGUCACUCAUCAGUGUUGAAACUUUUUUAUAAAUUGAUAGAGGCUACACUAUACAGAGUUAUUUAAAACAAACUUUUAGAUGUGUUAGGAACACAUCAUUAAAAAUUUUAUUCUUCUUCAUUUUCACUCAAUAGUUUUAAUGGUAGGUGAGAAUUUCUUUCUGUAUAUUGUCCGUUCAUUUAUAUUUAAUGAAACUAAUCAAGACUCUUUUGUUAAACAUAAGCUCCCUCUUUGUCCUUGUUUUCUACACAACAGGUUUUCUAUUCUCAAAUGUUAAUGAACACUUCAAAAUAAGAUUUGGCUUGAACAAAUGUUUUUGUUAGUAUUGCAACAUAUACGUUCAACAGUUACUUUUUGGUAAAUGGCAUUUAACAAUUCCAUAGCUGGUAUUAGCUGGGAUAACAAGAAAAGCUGAACAAAUGAUUGUCUAGAAGCUGCUGGCCAGUUCUCUACCCACACAGCUGUGGGUGUCAUUAUACAAAUUACAUUGUCCAAAAGCUCAAAACAUAGCUCCAUUGCUUACUUGAUGGUUGAGAAAUGGUACUUGA
This is a messenger RNA of Physella acuta, 2290 nucleotides long. RefSeq names its product bone morphogenetic protein receptor type-1B. NCBI's taxonomy places the organism in Eukaryota, Metazoa, Mollusca, Gastropoda, Physidae. The record is from RefSeq and is a predicted model, not a curated record. Gene Ontology annotation, cellular component: signaling receptor complex; plasma membrane. Gene Ontology annotation, biological process: cell surface receptor protein serine/threonine kinase signaling pathway; cellular response to growth factor stimulus; protein phosphorylation. Gene Ontology annotation, molecular function: ATP binding; transmembrane receptor protein serine/threonine kinase activity.